ACCAUGCAGAUGGAGACGGUGCUCGUUUUCUUCUGUGUGGGUCUGCUGGGCGUCUCGGGGAGAUCGGCACCCAAACCAGGACAGAAGCUGGAGACCUACAAGCAGAGCAGGUUACGGAGAGAAACCACACGUGUAGAUGGAGGAAACCACAAGUCUGGCAGCCCGAUCUUCAGAAGAAGUCCAGACAUGACGAAGUCGCCCAUGACCAAAUCAGAGCAGCUGCUGAGGAUUGAUGACCACGACUUCACAAUGAGGCCAGCAUUCGGAGGUCCGCCGAUCCCCGUGGGUGUGGAUGUGCAGGUGGAGAGUCUGGACACCAUCUCUGAGGUGGACAUGGACUUCACCAUGACUCUAUAUCUGCGGCAUUACUGGAAAGACGAGCGCCUGUCCUUCCCCAGCACCAACAACCAGAGCAUGACCUUCGACAGCCGCCUGGUCAAGAAGAUCUGGGUACCCGACAUGUUCUUCGUCCACUCCAAAAGAUCCUUCAUCCACGACACCACAACAGACAACGUGAUGCUCCGGGUGUAUCCAGAUGGAAACGUGCUCUACAGUCUCAGGGUGACGGUCACUGCCAUGUGCAACAUGGACCUGAGCCGCUUCCCUCUGGACACACAGACCUGCUCACUGGAGAUCGAGAGCUACGCGUACACUGAUGACGAUCUUAUGCUUUACUGGAAGAAAGGCAACGAGUCUCUGAACACGGACGACAGGAUUUCUCUGUCCCAGUUCUUCAUCCAGAAGUUCCACACCACCACCAAGCUGGCUUUCUACAGCAGCACAGGCUGGUACAAUCGCCUCUACAUUCACUUCACUCUCCGCCGGCACGUCUUCUUUUUCCUGCUGCAAACGUAUUUCCCGGCGACGCUGAUGGUCAUGCUGUCUUGGGUGUCCUUCUGGAUCGACCGCAGAGCCGUUCCUGCAAGAGUUCCUCUGGGCAUCACGACGGUCCUCACCAUGUCCACCAUCAUCACCGGAGUCAACGCCUCCAUGCCCAGAGUCUCCUACAUCAAAGCGGUGGACAUCUACCUGUGGGUCAGCUUCGUCUUCGUCUUCCUCUCCGUCAUCGAGUACGCCGCCGUCAACUACCUGACCACCGUUCAGGAGCGCCGGGAGAGGAAACUCAGGAAUCAAUUGCCGUGCACGUGUGGAAUAGCGAACCCGGACGAGGACAUGAUGAUGACCACCUGCUACAGCGACGUGGACCCCAACACCACGGGCACCUACGGGCUGCCGGAGAACGGCGGGCGGCAGGAGCGGAUCCUGGCCCAGCUCAGCCUGUCCGACAGCCAGCGGACGAGCCGCGUCAAAACCACUCGCGGAUACGUCAACAUCUGGAUCGACACCCACGCCAUAGACAAGUACUCCCGCGUGAUCUUUCCAGCGGCGUACUCGCUCUUCAACAUCGUCUACUGGUCCAUCUACUCCUAACCACAGCACGCCGCGCUCGCUCUGCCUUCAGGACACACUCAGACAGCAACUCUCUGGGGAUUCGUUCAAAUGACUCGAUGUUCAUCAAGAAUCCAUUCAUAUGUUGUAAAGGACUGAUCUGGGCAGAGCUGUGCUGUUAGGGGACACUCCCACUGAAGGCAGUGUUUCUAUGUAAGCACUUGAUGGAUGUGUGUGACGGUACGCUUGCAUUGUGAAACAUCUUGGAUGAGCGCCUCGUUUAUUUAAAGGGCGCAUAUGAUCAACGUUUGUAAGCUGAUUGGACAGAAGUGUGUAUUAGUCCACAGUCAUAUCGGACUGAUAGAAACGCACCAAGUCCUGAUGUUAGAAUAGGAUCCCAGCGAUUUUGAAGCCCACCGCAACGUGACAACGCAAUACAGUUUUCCCGCCCACAACACUGAUUGACAGGCGCACAUGUCUCUGUGUGUGGCUCAUUCAUCUUACUGUGGUGUGUGUGUGACUGUGGGUUUCAUCCUUGCAAAUUCUAAUUGAAUUGUUUUUUAAUCAAAGACUGGACUCAAUGAUUUUCAAGGCAUGAAUCCUCAGAGCUGGUCUUACCUGCUGUUCAGUGUUUGAUGAUCAUGUAACUUACACCCGAUUCACUCGGGGCUUCUGCGCCAACGCUUGAUGGAGGGCGUGUUCGACGUUAGGGCUGAUGCAAUCGUCAUAGCAGUGUCAGCCAAUGAAAUUAGUCUGCAAUCAGCUGCUGUCUGAGCUGGGGUAUUUGCAUAAAGCGAUCUGAUUGGCUGACGCUUCCGUUGGUGCUUGAAAAGUUGAGAAAUUCCCAACUUGAAGUGGCGCCGACGGAUCCACAAUUCAGUUCGGCAACGCCUGACAUCACCCAUUCAAAGUGAAAUGGAAGCGCUGAUGCUGACACCCCAUGUUCUUUUCAGCUUAGUACCUUUAUUUAAUCUGAGGUCACCACAGCAGAAUGAACCUUAUCCAGCAUAUGUUUUACACAGCGGAUGCCCUUCCAGCUGCAACCCAUCACUGGGAAACACUCAUACACACUCGUUCACACACACUCCAGAUAAUUUUAGCUUACCCAAUUCCCCUAUAGCGACUGUGGGGGAAACCGGAGCACCCGGAGGAAACCCACACCAACACAGGGAGAACAUGCAAACUCCACACAGAAACACCAACUGACCCAGCCGGGACUCGAACCAGCGACCUUCUUGCUGUGAGGCGACAUCGCUACCCACCGCGCCACCGUGUCACCGGCUGGCUGAUUAAGUGAACUAAUAGUCAUGCAUGCCUUCUCAAGGAAGCCUGGUUUGAUUUGUAGUAAUUCUCCACCUGAAGGCCAGAGGGCGCUCUUGCAGAAACACACAACCCUGUGCACAUACACACAAAGAAAUCCGCAGAAAUCAGCGACGGCUGAAUAAACAGAAGAUUAAUCUGCUUUCAUUGACUGAGCGUGACUAACAAACACACGACUCUAGAAGAGACUCCCAGGAGGAUGUCAAACACUCGACUAGUUCUGAGGUGAGUUUGGUGUAAAACCAUGUUAUUUUACAUCGUAAUUUCACGUGCAGCUUCUACUAAAGCGACACAAGUAUCAGUCGUUAUCGACCGAUUAAACCCAACACAUGAUUCAACCAAUAUUUUAGCAUAGAUUAUCAGUGACCAACAGACUCUGUGUAGUGAACUCUGCUCCGUCUAAACGCACGAGCUGGAGGUUUACUAGAACCGGCUUUACUGACAAAAUGCACAUGAAGAUUGUCUCGGUUAAAUCGCUCAGCCCUAGGGUAUCUUAAUUUAGCAUAGAAAGCUUUCCGCUCCUACCUCACGUUUGGAUCUAGCGAUGCGGUAUUUCAGGAGGAUCUGUAACAGCGCCCCCUACAGUAACACAGGGACUGUUAAAGCCGCUACACUGAGAUCUCCAGAGAAACGCAGCACAAUUCUCUCAGAUUUCUCAAACAUUAUUAUUCUGCGAACAUUAUGAGGACAGUUUUCACCUUUUAAACGUCGUUUUUAAAAGUAUUUAGAAUCAAUGUUUUCUGUUCGUAACUUUAAAGAACAUUGCUGAGACGUUGUGCGAAUGUUAGCUGAGUAACGUCUCUUCCACAGCCGUUAGUCAUUUUAAUGCAUGACAUUAUUAAUGUAAACGCAUGCAGUCAUUCUAGUCAGCAGGUGACCAAACUACUGAUACUAAAAGUGUAAAAUGGUAGUGUAUAUAUUGGUUUCUGUGGAGACUCUGUGUAUAAAUGUACUGUCAUCACUCCCUCCAUAUAAAACAAGAUCUUCUGCAGCACACCAGACGUCAUUCACUGAUGAAACAUGUUUACAGUAGUCUUACAGUGUGUGAAUAUUCAUUCCUCCACUGAAUCUCUCUGCGUGAUGUUUUACACAGGCAUGAUAAAACCUUUAUAGCAUCACAGCAUCUAUAUUUAUUCUUUAUAUAAAUGUUUUGUACAAUGAAUAUUUCAUGUUUGGGCAUUAUUAAAAUGGAGAGUUUAUUCUGAUGUGUAUCUGUAUCUACCAGAGGGAACAGCACGUAACCCAUACUGGAGGAUUCUGCAUUGUGCAUUACUCUUCUGAACAUCUGUCUGAUUCUGAAGCGUUUAAUCCCUCUGAAAUAUACAUGAGCUUUGUUUUGUUUUCUCUAGUCUAGUAAUCUCUGGUAAUCUACAGCGGAUCGUGCCAUUUUCCAGGAGAGAUCAACAUGUAUAAAACUCUCCUUACUGUACUUUAUUAUGCAGUCCAUGUUCAUCAUGUGUGUCAUUUCUCCUGUGUUUUAAGUCAUCGUUUACACUUAUGAUUGUUGUAGAG
This is a messenger RNA of Danio aesculapii, 4221 nucleotides long. RefSeq names its product gamma-aminobutyric acid receptor subunit rho-1. The record is from RefSeq and is a predicted model, not a curated record. Gene Ontology annotation, molecular function: GABA-A receptor activity; extracellular ligand-gated monoatomic ion channel activity; neurotransmitter receptor activity. Gene Ontology annotation, cellular component: GABA-A receptor complex; neuron projection; membrane. The transcript is spliced from 10 exons. NCBI's taxonomy places the organism in Eukaryota, Metazoa, Chordata, Actinopteri, Cypriniformes, Danionidae. Gene Ontology annotation, biological process: monoatomic ion transmembrane transport; regulation of membrane potential; signal transduction. The coding region runs from base 4 to 1431 and encodes 475 amino acids.